Molecule: messenger RNA, 2257 nt
Organism: Salvelinus fontinalis (brook trout)
Lineage: Eukaryota; Metazoa; Chordata; Actinopteri; Salmoniformes; Salmonidae
Product: guanine nucleotide-binding protein subunit beta-5b
Exons: 12
Coding region: 445-1632 (395 amino acids)
Biological process (GO): G protein-coupled receptor signaling pathway; G protein-coupled dopamine receptor signaling pathway
Cellular component (GO): cytoplasm; heterotrimeric G-protein complex
Molecular function (GO): protein binding; signaling receptor complex adaptor activity
Source: RefSeq, a predicted model, not a curated record
UCUCACUCUCUCUUACUCACUAUCUCUCUCUAACACACACACACACACUCUCACUCCCUCUCUCUCAUUCCCUCUCCUCUCGCUCUGUCUCUUACUCACUAUCUCUCUCUAACACACACACACUCUCACUCCCUCUCUCUCAUUCCCUCUCUCCUCUCGCUCUGUCUCUUACUCACUAUCUCUCUCUAACACACACACACACUCUCACUCCCUCUCUCUCAUUCCCUCUCUCCUCUCGCUCUGUCUCUUACUCACUCUCUCUAACACACACACGCACACGGACACACACACACACAGACACACACACACACACACACACAAAAUAGCAAUGCUCCCUUCAGGUGAAUCGAUAACAGUGUGUAUGUGUGUUAUUUCUCAUACCUGAAUGUUAACACGGUGUUCCUUUUCUCCUCUAAACAGGUCUGUGGUUAACCAGCUGCAGCCAUGUGUGACCAGACGUUUUUGGCCAUCACCUUCGGGCCGUGUGACAGCUGCUCGGAGAACCGCCCCUUGAUGAAUCUAUACAUCAAGACUGAACCCAUCAACUACUGCUCACUAUGCAUGGAGAUUAUGGCGUGCCAGGGCCUUGCGAGCGGCGAGACUCUGAAGUCGCUGAAGGCGGAGAGCGAGACGCUGAGGAAGAAGCUCGAGGAGGAGCGGAAGAAGCUGCACGAUGUGGAGUUGGAGAAGGUAGCUGAGAAGGCGGAAGCUCUUGGUGAGUUAAACAUGAAGACUCGGAGGACACUGAAGGGCCAUGGCAACAAGGUGCUCUGUAUGGACUGGUGCAAAGACAAACGCCGCAUUGUCAGCUCCUCACAGGAUGGGAAGGUCAUCGUAUGGGAUGCUUUCACUACCAAUAAGGAACAUGCAGUGACCAUGCCGACUACGUGGGUGAUGGCGUGUGCCUACGCCCCCUCUGGCUGUGCCAUCGCCUGUGGGGGAUUGGAUAAUAAGUGCUCGGUGUACCCUCUCUCAUUGGACAAGGACGAGAACUUGUCGGCCAAGAAGAAGUCGGUUGCCAUGCACACCAACUACCUGUCCGGCUGCACCUUCACCAACUCUGACAUGCAAAUCUUGACGUCCAGUGGUGACGGUACCAGUGCGCUGUGGGAUGUGGAGAGUGGUCAGCUGCUGCAGAGUUUCCACGGUCACUCUGCUGAUGUUCUCACUCUGGACCUCGCCCCCUCUGAGACUGGAAACACCUUCGUCUCCGGGGGUUCUGAUAAGAAGGCUAACGUUUGGGACUUGCGCUCAGGGCAGAACGUCCAGUCGUUUGAUACCCACGACUCUGACAUCAACUGUGUCAAGUACUACCCCAGUGGCGAUGCUUUUGCCUCUGCUUCUGACGACUCUACCUGCCGUCUGUUUGAUCUCAGGGCUGAUCGGGAGGUGUCCAUCUACUCCAAAGACAGCAUAAUAUUUGGAGCCGCCAGUGUCGACUUCUCUCUUAGUGGUCGUCUGUUGUUUGCUGGCUAUAAUGACUACACCAUCAAUGUGUGGGACGUCCUGAAGGGGACCAGAGUAGCCAUCCUGUUUGGUCAUGAGAACAGAGUCAGCUCACUCAGAGUCUCUCCUGAUGGGACCGCUUUCUGCUCCGGGUCCUGGGACAACACUCUACGGAUCUGGGCCUAGAGCUGCUGUGAUGUCAUCAGAGCGCGACCGAACCCCUGGAAGUCAGGGGUCAGAGGUUAAGGGUCAGGACCAGAGUCAUGUGACCAGUCGACCCAGAGUGCCCAUGGAGCACACCCUGCCGCAGAAAGAGUCUGCCUAUAGAAACUAUAUUCAGUUACACACACACAAUAAUAAGCUAUCUAGGUUUGACUCACAGAGACUAUUUAUUUGACUGAAGUUGGACUAUACCAAAUGCUCAUCAGGUUAAUGAGUUCCUAAAGCUUUAUUAAUAGCAGUAUUACAAAUAUUAUUACUAUUAUAAUAGUAAAGUCAGUUGAGCACAGUUUUCCUCUACAGCAGGUCCUAGCCAAUGCCAUGCAGUACUGACUUUCCUGUAUAGAAGCUAACUCACUGCCGCUUUUAUGCUCCCUAGUCCCCCUUUAAACCUGCAUCACAGUCUGUAGUUUACCAGUCAAUUAGUCUGCCCAGAGUGUAACUUGCUCAGAUCUAAAGUGUAAUACUAUUGUUAUAUAAAACCAGACCAUAGACUAUGACUAGCCAGAGAGGGAGAAAGAGGGAGUGUUUGAAGUAUUGUUCAUUUGUAAUCAUAGUCUUCUUGUGAAAUAAAUACAUUUUAUUUAAAUUA